ACUACACCCAUUUUCAAAGAGGGAGUAUAUUUUUACGUUUUUCAUUCACUUGAGUACAUUCUGUAAUUCUUUUGUUCACCGUCUUCCUCAAAACCUAAACAAGAAAUCUAAAACUUUGCACAAGAUACAUUCAUGGAGAACCAAGGCGAUGAGAAUCGCGUUGACAAGGAAAUCGAUGAAAUACUCGAUGAAUUCCAGUGCUGUGUUUGCCUGUAUGUUUUAUUCCCCCCCAAUUAAAGUCAGAAUCUCAUCUCUGCACCUUUCUAUGUUUCUGCUUAUGCGGUUGCUUUGAUUUUGCAGGGAGCUUCUCUAUAAGCCUGUUGUAAUUGGGUGUGGACACAUUGCUUGUUUUUGGUGUGUACAUAAGUUCAUGAAUUUUCAUAUGGAAUCGAGCUGCCCAAUCUGUAGGCAUCAGUUUCAUCAUUUCCCCCGUAUUUGUGGAUUGAUGCAUUUCUUGCUCUUGAAGCUGUAUCCCUUGUCCUAUAAAAGACGGGAAAUACAGGUGGCAGAAGAAGAGAAGAUAAUAGGGAUUAUGUCUCCACAGCUUGAUGAUGAUACAUCAGAAGCUUGUAGCCAGGAGCUUGUUGUCAAAGACCCAACUUUACCACUUUCUUUUGGGGGUUUGGGAAGAUCCAGUUCUCCAAAAGGAGAAACUUCAUUACUUCAAGACUUCUCUGAAAACAACGGAGGCGGAGAUAAGACUGAAAACACCAAAGGCGGAGAUAAGUUUAUUGAGCAAAAUGAUAAACAUCGGCUUUUAGCCUAUUUGAAAUGCGGGGUAUGCAAAUUGUUGCUAUGCUGUCCAGUUGUUCUUAAUUGUGGUCACGUUUAUUGUGGAGCUUGUAUCUUCAACCAAUGUGAUAAGUUGUGUAGAUGUCCAGUUUGUCAAACGGAGCACCCAAAUGGGUACCCACGCACAUGUUUGGUUAUUGAGCAUUUUAUUACAGAGCAAUUUCCUGAGGAGCAUGCAGCAAGGAAAAGGACUUACCUCCACAAAUCUGAUUCUGAAUCAACAAGUGGAACAAAAAUGAUAAAAAAUGUCCAAUCCUCCUCAGCUCGUGCCCGUGAUAUCAGAUCUUGGUUACCAGGGGAGAAACCUGUUCAUCAUUUAGUUGGCUGUGAUUACUGUGGGAUGUGUCCAAUCAUUGGGGAACGGUACAAAUGCGAAGACUGCAAGGAAAAGAUGGGCUUUGAUCUGUGCGGAGAAUGUUACAUAAAUAGUUCAUCUAAUCUUCGCCCUGGCAGAUUUAAUCAGCAGCACACAGCAGACCAUAAAUUUAAUCUUGUGCAACCACUUCAAUUUAUAAAUGGCUCUUUGGAAACGGGCUCCCCUCCAUAUGAUCCAACAGGGGAGAACUAUCCUUCAUCCCCUCCAUAUGAGAUGAGCUCUCCCGGCGGCCCCUAUCCAUAUGAUUCAACUGGGGAGUUCUAUCCUGCAUCCCCUCCAUAUACUCCACCAGAGGACCACUAUCCUUCACCCGCUGCAUCCCUUCCAUAUACUCCAACAGUGGACCACUAUCCUUCACCUCCUCCAACCCCUCCGUACGAGAUGAGCUCUCCCGGCGGCCCCCAUCCAUACGAUUCAACGGGGGAGUACUAUCCUCUCUCCCCUGCAUAUGAUCCAACUGGGGAGUACUAUCCUGCAUCUCCUACAUAUUCUCCUAUGGGGGACCACUAUCCUUCACCCCCUUCCCUAUGAGACGAACUCUCGUGGCUUUCUACCAUGUAUCUAGCGAGUACCCAAGUUAACAGUGCAUUUGGUGAGAUUUCUUAAAAUGGCAUGUAAGAUUCUGCUUCGGAGAACACAAUGGGCAGUGCAUAUUAGUCAAAUUUCUCUUGUGAGAUGGUGCAUGGGAGUACCCCGCACUGUUAAUUUGGUACUAGUUUUUUUUUGCGGUGGUUCGGUACAGUAUACCGAAUAUUUUCUCUCAU
This is a messenger RNA of Cuscuta europaea, 1932 nucleotides long. Lineage: Eukaryota; Viridiplantae; Streptophyta; Magnoliopsida; Solanales; Convolvulaceae. The record is from the annotation of a GenBank genome assembly.